Messenger RNA from Lotus japonicus, 447 nucleotides. RefSeq lists its product as uncharacterized. The transcript is spliced from 3 exons. Lineage: Eukaryota; Viridiplantae; Streptophyta; Magnoliopsida; Fabales; Fabaceae. The coding region runs from base 31 to 447 and encodes 138 amino acids. Gene Ontology annotation, molecular function: ubiquitin protein ligase activity. Gene Ontology annotation, cellular component: nucleus. The record is from RefSeq and is a predicted model, not a curated record. Gene Ontology annotation, biological process: protein ubiquitination; interstrand cross-link repair.
CCGUCCCUCAGUGAGGUUUCUCUUCGUUUCAUGUUUUCUCCUCCUCCUCACUUCAUCCGCUCUUGUCUUCCUACUGUGAUGGGGAGCACGUUCGAAUCCCAUGACUCCAUUAAUGAAAACCAGAACGAGCUUCUCAUAACACAUACCGUGGGAGAGUGCAACAACCUUAGUGUUAACUUGAACUGCCCUAUUUGCAUGGACGUUUGGGUCAACAGAGGCGAACACCACAUCUGUUGUCUUCCUUGUGGACACAUAUAUGGCAUGUCUUGCAUCAAGAGAUGGCUUCAACGCAACCACGGUUCAGGCAAGUGUCCUCAAUGUAAUGAGACAUGUUCGUUGGUAGAUGUGAGGAGACUCUAUGCUUCCGUAGUAGUUGCGGAUGAUGAGAAGGUUAAUAGUACAAACUUAUUUAUACAAAGAUCACAAGAAACUUUCAAGAAAAUUUAG